GUGACUUAGUAGUUGUGAAGAUGUCGUCAACAUGUGAAUCAAUACCGGUACUUUAUAUUAAAGCAUACAAUAACUUUGAUGUUGGUUUUAAAAUUGGAAAUACAUUUAAGCAUUUUAUACAAGAGCAUGUAACAACCAAAACAGCGGAAUUACUAUAUUCUUUCUACAAAACUGAAGAAGGAAGGAAGCUGUAUAAUGCAGCUGUUGAAACAACGGAGAGAUGUUAUCCUCAUAUUGUGGAAGAAAUUAAGGGAAUGGCCGAAGGAUCUGAUGUGUCUUUCGAAAGACUAUUUCUACAGGAUAUGGUUUCGGAGAUACUUUUGCACCAUUCGAACAAAUCAAAUGAGAAAGAAGUUGGCCAUGACAGCGAAAUUGCUGGGUGCACAGACAUAAUGGUGAAUACAUCAGAUUGUAGAGUUCUUGCACAUAAUGAAGACUGGGGAACGGAGGUUGAAAACAGGAUGUAUAUGGUCGAUGUAGAUCUAGACAAAAGCGCAUUAUGUGAAGUUAACAUAAAGAACCAAGAAACUAUAAACCAGGUAACUGCAAGACGAAACGAAAGGUAUCUCGCAUGCAUAUUUCCAGGGUAUCUUGCUGGGAAUACAUUUUAUGUCAAUAAAACAUUUGCCGUGUCAAUAAAUUCUCUCGUGCCAAAGAAAGUAAAUCAUGGCGCUGUGCCAGUUGAUAUACUUCUCCGUGCCUUAAUUGGAUGUGAAAGUAUAGAAGAGUGUGUCGCUGUUAUGAAGAACGAUCCUGUGGGCUGUUCGUAUGGAAUAAACAUCAACAUUGCAAGCAGGAAGUCAGACGAUAUGUGGACGUUGGAAGUCUAUCCAGAUAAUGAUAUAACAGUCGUGGAUGUGCAGCAUAUUUCAUAUUCAAACAGCGCCAAUAGAGACUCGUACUACGUACAUACAAAUUAUUACAAGCAUGUUAAAGAUGCGGAGGAGUCACCAGGAUUAGAUGGUACAAAAGCUAGAGAAGCAACUGCAAGCCAAAUGUCUGUACCGACAUGUCUCCAAGAUGUCUGUAAUAUUUUGGGAGAUACGUCCAGUACGAUAGAGCCCAUCUACCGAACGCCCGGGAUAAGCUUUAAAAUUAUACAUGUUGCAACAAUUGCUUCUGCAGUGUUUGAUAUGAAUGAAAGCGUUCUUCGUGUUUAUCUUACGAAUCCGAAAACUGCGAAACGUCCCUGUUUAUCUCUGCCAUUUGUUCAAUAGCUGUCUUUAUGUUUUAUUCCAAAUGCAGUUGUCAUUUCUCUUACUUUUUGAACAGUUACAAAUUACUGAAUACAGGCCCGGUUCCAGAAAUAUUUGAUCGGAGGGAUGAGGUGGGGGCAAUACUUUAGAACGAAGCUCAAAGUGCCGAGUGGGGGUAGAUAUAGGAUGGGGAGGGGGGCUACGCUCGUAUAAGAUGGUCAGGGGGUCUUCCACUGUAAUUUUUCUUAAAAAAUUGGUAGGAUUUGCAGCUUUUUGGUCUAAAUUUUGAGGUAUUGGUGGAGGUUCUCCCAUCAUUGUAGGGGAUCAGGAGGUCUGUCCCUAGAAAAUUUUGAAAUAUAGGUAUGAAAUGUCGGCCUCUGGUGCAUUUUUGGAUCUAAAUGUUUAGAAAAUAUCAGUUCUUACUUCGAUGAGUAUAGGUCACUUCUCAGCCAACUGGUUGUGUGUGUUGGGGUUGGGGGAGUGGGGCAUGGACCCCCUGGAUCUGGGCCUGAAAUAUUACAUACGUACAUGUACAUUGUACCAGCUUAGGAAUAAAUAUUUCAUAAACCUACCAACAACAAUUUCUUUAUCAUCCAUCCCUUUCUCAUUUCUCAUUCUGCGUGAUUUCUGAAAGCAAGAGGUGAUAUUCAGCAUUAUACAUUCUGAAUAAGUUUAUCUCAUUCAUACUGCGUUACUGUCCAAUAUAUUUAAGUACUGAACAUUAUGUUUUCCGUAUAGAAAGAUGCAAAUUUUUUCUCGAAUUAUUACGUUUUAUGGUAGAAUAUGGCGGCAAAUUCAGA
Molecule: messenger RNA, 1996 nt
Organism: Mercenaria mercenaria
Lineage: Eukaryota; Metazoa; Mollusca; Bivalvia; Venerida; Veneridae
Exons: 2
Coding region: 21-1217 (398 amino acids)
Source: RefSeq, a predicted model, not a curated record